AUGUUCUGCAGCUGCAGUGACACUGGAGGUAAUCCAGGGAAACUUUGAGCGAAGAAGCUUUUUCUGGUCUCCAUAUGUCAGCGGUGGAAUUAUGUGUACCGAAAUUAGAGUGCAAAUUUAAAUGAAACCUCUGAGCAAGUUCUGUGGGUUCUUGGCAGUGAGGGGGGAACACAACGGGAUCCUCGCACAUAUGCUGCACACAUCCUGAAGAAGCUCAGCAGGCUGCCAACACCAAAGUGUUCAUCACUCUCCUCCCACUCCUUUUCAUAGCACAGAAAAGGGAAAAAGUCCCCAAAGUGGCGAGCAAGCCCAACCAAUCGGUGACGGGGAUCAAAAAACAGACGUUCAAGGAGAAUGAAAUGCCCCCAUUGAUUGGCCGUGGAGCUUUGGUCUCCCCUGCAAAGUCCUCCAAUCGAUACCGGUGA
This is a messenger RNA of Xyrichtys novacula (pearly razorfish), 425 nucleotides long. NCBI's taxonomy places the organism in Eukaryota, Metazoa, Chordata, Actinopteri, Labriformes, Labridae. The record is from the annotation of a GenBank genome assembly.